AUGCGCGGAGGUGCCCACGGAGGUGCGCACGGAGGUUACCGCGGAGGUGCCCUCCACCGCGACGGACAAGGUGCAGUCGCCAGGUGCAAGCAUUGUUGCCAUCAUCGCACGCCUUCCCUGCAGACGGUUUGCUCUGCAGCGUUGUUGAUUCCGUUGCUGUCGCACGCCUUCCCUGCCCCCAUCACCUCCACGCGCGUCUUUCGAGGCGCCUCAAAAGGCGGCGAUGGUGCUGCCAUGCUCGCAGCACUGCCCUCCGCCGCGUCAGCCAAGGCGCGAGCCGCCACCCAUGCUGCCCGCCAUCGACCUGGGCAAUAA
Molecule: messenger RNA, 315 nt
Organism: Closterium sp. NIES-65
Lineage: Eukaryota; Viridiplantae; Streptophyta; Zygnematophyceae; Desmidiales; Closteriaceae
Source: the annotation of a GenBank genome assembly